AAACAAACAAUGGCCGGCUGGGACAGGGCGGGAUCGGUAUUUGCUUACUGCUUCAUUCUCACCCUGUGUCUGCUGGGCGGGUAUGAGGGACUGGAGAGAGACCAGAAUGGAUACGUCAUGUACUGCCCGUGUAUGGGUAGAUUUGGAAACCAGGCUGACCACUUCCUUGGUGCUCUGGGAUUUGCAAAAGGCCUCAACCGCACCCUGGUAUUGCCACCAUGGGUAGAAUACAAACCGGGUAAUCCUAGAUCAAUCCAGGUUCCAUUUAACACCUACUUCAAAGUUGAACCGCUCACUAAAUUCCAUCGUGUGGUGCUGAUGCAUCAGUUCAUGGAGGAGUUGGGCAGCACUGUGUGGCCCCAAGAGGAAAGGAUUGCUUUCUGCUAUGUCCCUCGUCAUAAUUCGGAAGGCUGCAAUGCCAAAGAGGGCAACCCCUUUGGGCCUUUCUGGGAUACAUUUGGGGUUGACUUUGUGGGCUCUGAGUUUUACCGUGGCCUCACCUAUGAUGUCCACUAUCAGAACAUGGCUGACAAGUGGAGUGACUUGUACCCUCCCAGCAAGUGGCCAGUGUUAGCCUUCACUGGAGCACCGGCGAGCUUUCCUGUUCAGGAGAAUAAUCGGGGCCUUCAUAAGUAUCUGGAAUGGAGUGAUGCAGUGCUCAAUAAGGCUAAAAAGUUUAUCAACUCUCUCCCCUAUGGACAUUACAUUGGCAUACACCUUCGCAAUGGAGUGGACUGGGUCAGGGCUUGUGAACAUGUGCACCACAGUCCCAACCUCUUCGCUGCACCUCAGUGCCUUGGUUACCGCAAUGAACAUGGGAAGGCCACCACAGAGCUGUGUCUUCCUUCCUUCAGUACUAUUGUCAAGAAGCUGAAGCGUGUUGUCAAGGCCACAGGAGCUGCCAGUGUGUUUGUGGCUUCAGACAGUGACCAUCUCAUCCCAGAGCUGAGCAAGGAGUUGAGGAAGAUGAAGGUGAGUGUACACAAGCAUGAGCCUGCUGAUCCCCAUGUCGACUUGGCCAUCUUGGGUCGUUCCAAACACUACAUUGGCAACUGUGUCUCAUCUUUCUCUGCCUUUGCCAAGCGGGAAAGGGAUGCAGCAGGCUUCCCUUCCUCGUUCUGGGCAUUUCCACUAGAGAAAGAGAAGUCAGCAAAACAGUCUGCCUCAGCCACUCGCCAUAUUGAGUUAUAGCGCACAUCAGCUCUAGAGCAUGAGUUCUGACAAACUUUUCAUUCAUCUGAGGAGUGUCUCUGUCAGUCUUCCCAUCGAGCAGAGUGAAGAAGCUAUGUGACAUUGAGUGAUAUA
Portunus trituberculatus (swimming crab) is the source of this 1305-nucleotide messenger RNA. RefSeq names its product GDP-fucose protein O-fucosyltransferase 1-like. Gene Ontology annotation, biological process: protein O-linked glycosylation via fucose; Notch signaling pathway. The coding region runs from base 10 to 1191 and encodes 393 amino acids. The record is from RefSeq and is a predicted model, not a curated record. Gene Ontology annotation, molecular function: peptide-O-fucosyltransferase activity. The transcript is spliced from 7 exons. NCBI's taxonomy places the organism in Eukaryota, Metazoa, Arthropoda, Malacostraca, Decapoda, Portunidae.